CCCUGGAGAGCAGAGUGCUGACGCACAAAUAGGAAAGAGAGCCCAUGGUCACGCAGCCUGGACAAUGGGAGGUGCAACUUGAGUUGCCAUGGUGAAGGAUGCAUGGAGCCAAGAGGGCCGGGACCCAGGUGUAGCUCGAGAGUUGAAGUACUACUCUCGCAGCUAUGGAGGGCCGGAGGAAGAAGCCGAAGAGGAGGCGAACGAACAGAAGCAGCGACAAGUGCUGCUUGAUGAUGGUUGGCCGCUGAAGUUGAAGUUUGAGAAGAAGAACUUGGUCUCUGGCUUGUUGAUGGGAAAAUGCAGGAGAAGCCCCAUGACUGGUGAGAUUACAAUGGAAAAGCCACCCGCCUUCCCCAAUUUCCAGGUGGUCGACUUGGCGGGCCGUGAAACGCUUCCCCGCAGCAGGCAUAUCUUAGAAGAAGACAAGUACCUCUUCAAGCCCAUCCCUUUGAUGUACAGAACCUGGUUGUAUCAACGCCAUUUCGUGAAGCCCGAAGGUUUUGGACGGGGAAGAGACAUGGACUACACGGUCAGACAGGCGUUGGGCGCCUUUUGCCUCGAUAUCCCGAUGUGGAACGGCAGAUGGUCGCCUUUGAUGAUGUACGCCAUCAUCAUGUUCACGUCUGCUUUGACUUGCAGUAGCCUCAUUAUCUCCACCGCCUGUGGGGCGGGUCUGGUGUCCUGUGCAAUCUCCGUCAGCUGCAACACCCCGAAGGCCUACAGAUAUGAUCGCUGGCUGUCACUGCCUUUCCGCCUUGCGUUCCUUGCCUACAUCUUCGUCGUGUUCCCGACCGAAUCGUUGCUGGAGAUCCUGGGCACUGUGCUGGUGUUACUGCUGGUGCUAUUUGAGCUUUGGGCGGGAGACAUGAGCUUUUUCUCCACCUACAGGUUUCACUGCAGCUACACUCUGCUGAAGUGCAUAGGUGGCAGAGUCUAUGUCUGCCAGAGGGAAGGUGCUGAAGGCCUGCAAACCGUCUUCGGGCGUAAAGCCGACCGAGUGGAGCCUAAUAUGGUGAAGAUGGCAAAAUGGACUGUGCUCAACCACUUGAUUGCUGAAAUCGAAGGAAUGAUGGUGGAGUUGCGACCCAUGACCCCAGAGGAUUGGAGCGCAGCAGCGCAGGAUUAUGACACGAACUUCGCACCUGUGACCUACAUCGGUUUGCCCAUCUUUGAAGAUGAAGUGUCCGAACAGGAGGAAGAUCUCGAAGAUCUUCAGGACCAUAUUCCAGACAAGAUGGCGAGAGGUGCAGUGCGUGGCACGCAGUUCUUGGAGACUUUACAGCAUUUCAGACAAGCUCGCGAGAUCUACUGUGGAAAUCAACAGUUGGACUGGAUGAUCGAAGAUGUCGAUUUCGGAGACUGAGAUGACUGGGGCGAUUGUAACACAUUACCAGAGUGUAUAUAUGGU
Molecule: messenger RNA, 1408 nt
Organism: Cladocopium goreaui
Lineage: Eukaryota; Dinophyceae; Suessiales; Symbiodiniaceae
Source: the annotation of a GenBank genome assembly